This is a messenger RNA of Lactuca saligna, 636 nucleotides long. Lineage: Eukaryota; Viridiplantae; Streptophyta; Magnoliopsida; Asterales; Asteraceae. The record is from the annotation of a GenBank genome assembly.
AUGGCGCCGGAGAAGAAGGAAUCAGAAGGUAUCUCCCUUCUUUCUAUAUAUGGCGACGAAGACGACGAUAUCGAAGAAGAUGUUGAGAGAGACAAUGGCAGCAACACGAACGAUGAUUCAGAGACCCUUAAUAAUACCAAUAUCAUUAAGGGUGCUGUUGUUAAUUUGGAUUCUGGUAAUGAUAAUACAACACCGGACUCUAUUGGUAAUUUGACACAUCCGUCUCCUGCAGUUCAACAAGCAAUUAUUGAUAAAUUGCAAGAAAAGUUCAUUAAGUUUCUGUUAAUAAAGAAGAAAACGGGGAGAAGCUUUAAUUCUGAAUUGCGUAACAGGAAAGAUUUUCGUAACCCGGAUUUCUUGACACACGCUGUGACUUAUCAUAACAUCGAUGAGAUAGGAUCUUGCUUGAGUAAGGAUGUUUUUAACGUCCAUGGUUGUGACAAAAGUGACUUUUAUGAUGAAAUCGAUGCUGAUUUUGAUUUGAAGAGAGAAGCAAAGAGAAAAGACGAAGAGAAAAAGAAAAUCCAAAAGAUUGAUUUUCUUUUUCGGGGUGGUGGAUCAAACCCAGUCUCAGUUGCUGUUGAUAUGGCGACUUGCGAGGGUCGGCUGAAUAAGAAGUCGAAGUGGGAUAAUUGA